CUAAUUCCGUACUUCUUUCAGAAACUUCUCCCGGAAACUCCUUUCGGUUUUCUACUGAUUCUUUACGAGGCACUUUUGAGACCUGGCACUAUGUUUAGACCCAUUUGCAGACACUCCGCAAGGCAAUUGAGCAAAGCAGCCCGUUCCGCGGCAAUCGGAACACGGCAUCUGCAUGCCCCUGUUCAAUUUGACUGGAAAGAUCCACUAGGCGCCAACAAUCUGUAUUCGGAAGAGGAGCUGGCGAUUUCAGAAACAGCAGAGUCAUACUGCCAGGAGCGUAUGCUCCCAAGAAUAUUAGAGGCAUAUAGAAAUGAGAACUUCGACCGGAAAAUUCUCGAAGAGAUGGGCGAAUUAGGCUUAUUAGGAGCAACCAUCCAAGGCUAUGGUUGUGCAGGUGUUAGCAGUGUCGCGUCUGGGUUGAUUACAAGAGCUGUCGAGCGGGUGGAUUCUGGGUAUCGAUCCGGUUACUCGGUUCAGAGUGCUCUAGUCAUGGGUGGCAUAGAAGAAUUUGGAACAGAGGAAAUGAAGGAGAAAUAUCUGCCUGAGAUGGCGAAGGGCAAAAUGCUCGGCUGUUUUGGUUUGACUGAACCAAACCACGGCUCGGAUCCUGGAUCGAUGGAAACGACCGCGAAACCUCACCCCUCAAAGAAAGGAUACUACUCGCUUUCUGGUGCCAAGACCUGGAUCACGAACUCGCCCAUUUCUAACUUGCUUUUGGUAUGGGCGAAACUGGAAAGCACUGGCAAGAUCCGUGGAUUUGUGAUUGAAAGAGGUCAAUGUCCGCCUGGCACACUCGAAACGCCGCCAAUCAAGAACAAGAAUGGUCUUCGAGCUUCGAUCACAGGAAUGAUCCAGCUCGACGAGUGUCCCGUCCCAGAAGCAAAUAUGUUCCCAGACGUGGAAGGCUUGAAGGGUCCCUUUGGCUGCCUGAACUCUGCCAGAUAUGGCAUUGCUUGGGGAACUAUAGGGGCGCUGGAAGACUGCAUCGACCGGGCAAGGACAUAUGCCUUAGAGAGAAAGCAGUUCAAAGGCAACCCAAUUGCGAAAUAUCAGCUUGUUCAAAAGAAGCUGGCGGACGCAAGCACAGACGCCGCGUACGGUAUUCUCUCAGCUAUUCAAGUGGGAAGACUGAAGGAUGAAGGAAAAGCUGCCCCCGAGAUGAUUUCAAUGAUCAAGAGGCAGAACUGUGAUAGGGCUUUGGUAAAUGCUCGCACGCUACAGGAAGUCUUUGGAGGAAACGCCGUCUCUGACGAAUACGGAAUAGGGAGGCAUGUAGCAAACCUAUUCGUGACUCAAACGUACGAAGGACAGAGCGACAUUCAUUCCCUGAUCCUCGGAAGAGCAAUCACAGGUAUCCAGGCGUUCUGCUGAGGCGCUGCUCGCCCUGCAGCACAGUUCUGCACAUGGAAGUCAGGGUCAAAUGUUGUGUCUCCGCGUGUAGAAUUAGAUUAGGAAAGUAUGCAGGCAGACGAGAAGUCGUUUCGAGGUGCCAAAAAUGCAGUCUCACGUUUCGAAACUUGAAAGGUCUCACAACUGCUUGCAGACAUGCCAAUCACACGGAACGCUGCGAGCUUUCAGCUUCAAGCUUCGCCGAAAGACGAAUCGCCGUAGACAUGAUAUGAUUG
Messenger RNA from Lindgomyces ingoldianus, 1625 nucleotides. RefSeq names its product glutaryl-CoA dehydrogenase-like protein. The record is from RefSeq and is a predicted model, not a curated record. Gene Ontology annotation, molecular function: fatty-acyl-CoA binding; glutaryl-CoA dehydrogenase activity; flavin adenine dinucleotide binding. Lineage: Eukaryota; Fungi; Ascomycota; Dothideomycetes; Pleosporales; Lindgomycetaceae. Gene Ontology annotation, biological process: fatty acid beta-oxidation using acyl-CoA dehydrogenase; fatty-acyl-CoA biosynthetic process. Gene Ontology annotation, cellular component: mitochondrial inner membrane. The transcript is spliced from 4 exons. The coding region runs from base 91 to 1371 and encodes 426 amino acids.